AAACAAGCAACAAUAAUAGUUUAAACAUUCAGUAGCACAUUGUCAUUAAUUAAUUAUAUUUGGUGUACUUGAAAAAUAAAAUAAAUAAAAAAUAUAUUCAACAAUGAAUUAUUUUUUGAUAUUUGUAACAGUAUUUGUGACUGCACAAUUGACAAUUAUUCCAACAAUUGGUGGUAUUGUAAAUGCACCGAAAAAUAGAGAUAUAGAUAUUGAAAUUGAUGAAACAAUUGAAAUUGAUGAAGGUGAUAUUGAGAUAACAGGUGAAAUUGAAAUUGACAUUGAAAUACCAACAGAAUGUCCUCUUGUUGAUCCAAUUGAUAGAUCAAUUAAUCUUGAAUGUCCAUGGGAUUGUACAAAAUAUUUUGCAUGCUCAAAUGGAGAUAAAAUUUUGAUGGACUGCCCAUUGUUGGAUGAUGAAGGUAAUCGUUUAUUCUUCAAUCCAAAACUUCAAGUUUGUGAUUGGCCUGAAGAUGCUGGUUGUCGUAUUAAUAAAAAACCAUGGGAACGUUCUGGUAAACCACAAAACCCACAAACUUUUAUCAAAAAUUGGUGGAUAAUCACGAUAGUGGCUAUCAUAAAGUUAUCAGUUGUAGAAAUAGAUGCUUAUUCCAUAAGUCAUAUUUCUGAUGAUGGAUUAUUUGAUUUAGAAAUAUUUGAUGAUAAUGAAACACUUUAUGUAACGAAUAAAUAUGAAUUGGGAAUUCCAACAAAAUGUCCAAAAGAUGAUGAAGGUCCAACCAUUCAACUUCCUCAUGAAACUGAUUGUACAAAAUUUUAUAAAUGUUCUCACGGAAAAAAAAAUGAGAUGCAAUGUGGUACAUAUGGAACACAGGGUGAUCGAUUGCAUUUUAAUGUAGAAAGUGGAACUUGUGACUGGCCAUGGAAUGUCAAUUGUGAUAGAACAACGACAACAUCAACAACAACAACAACAACAACAACAACAACAACAACAACUACUACUACUACUACUCCAAGGCCAACAAAUACAACAAAUACGACGGUACCAUUUAACCCAAGACCAUGCGAGUUAUCUAUACAUGAGGGAAAUAAAUAUACACAUGAGUGUCAAUGUGCGAAAUAUUAUAUUUGUAACAGUGACAGAGAAUUAGAACUCAAGAUCUGUCAAGUUGGUUAUGAAUUUAGUCCAUUUAAUUAUAAAUGUGAACCAGCAGAUGAAGCAGGAUGUAAGCCACCUAAUAAACCUGAACCUGAUAAUCCAGAUUGUCCAAAGGACAAUUCUAAAAAUGGAACACGCUACCCACAUGAAUGUUCUUGUAAGUCAUAUUACAUUUGCUCAAAUGGUAAGCAAAUAAUUCAAGAGUGCGCCGGUCAAUUCACAUUCAAUCCUGUUUUAUUGCUUUGUGAUGCCACUGAAAAACCAAAUUGCCAGCCAUCGACUCCAGAACCAUCAACUCCAGAGCCAUCAACUCCAGAACCACCAACUCCAGAGCCACCAACUCCAGAACCACCAACUCCGGAACCACCAACUCCAGAACCACCAACUCCGGAACCACCAACUCCGGAACCACCAACUCCAGAACCACCAAUAACCGAAAAACCAUGCACUGCAGAUCACUUAUAUGACGGUACCACCAACAGAACCACCAACAAAACCACCAACGAAACCACCAACAAAACCACCAACAAAACCACCAACAGAACCACCAACGAAACCACCAACAAAACCACCAACGAAACCACCAACAAAACCACCAACGAGGUACGAGCUGAAUGCCCAGCAAAUUUAACUUUCAAUGCUGAUAAAUUAAAGUGUGAUAAUUCCGAAAACCCUCAGUGUCCGACACCUACUCCUCCAACACCUACUCCUCCAACACCUGCUCCGCCAAAACCUAUAUGCGAAGAGGGGUCUUCAUAUCCUCAUGACUGCAGUAAAUGCAAGUACUAUGUUUGUAAAGAUGGAAUUCUAGUUCUUAAGCGUUGUCCGUCCGGUCAAGCUUUUGAUAUAAAUACUGGAAGAUGUGAAUUCAAAGAUUACCCUUGUGAAAAUUACGAUGCAAAGUGUGGAAUAUCUCAAUCUACCGAACCUACAGCAAAAAAUUCUGGUGAUACUAAAAAAUAUACUUAUCUUCGGAUUGUAUAUGCAUUAAUGGUAAGAUGA
This is a messenger RNA of Aphidius gifuensis, 2119 nucleotides long. RefSeq lists its product as uncharacterized. Gene Ontology annotation, cellular component: extracellular region. Lineage: Eukaryota; Metazoa; Arthropoda; Insecta; Hymenoptera; Braconidae. The transcript has 5 exons. Bases 104 to 2119 code for a protein of 671 amino acids. The record is from RefSeq and is a predicted model, not a curated record. Gene Ontology annotation, molecular function: chitin binding.